AUGGACAUCGAGCAGAAGAUUUCCAUCACCCUCCAGCAUGGCAACCACCGCGAGCUGGUGGUGAUCGAAAGGAGCGAGCAGGCGCAUGGUGAGGUCCACCUCUUCCGACACGACUACCUCUCACCCCAAAUUCUCCACCCCUUGACCUGCAUAACACAGCUGGGCAACGGAAGCGUCGUCGAGGUGAUAGUUGUCGAUCGGAACGAGGUGCCGACAAGGCCGCACAUUGUUGAGGUCAACACCUACCUAACGCCCACCUUCUGCGACUACUGUGGCGAAAUCCUCGUCGGUCUCGUCAAGCAGGGCCUCCAGUGCCAGCGCUGCAGAUGCAACUUCCACAAAAAGUGCGCGUUCGCGUCGCGGAACAAUUGUGCGCGAAAUACGUCGGUGGCGGGCCCGCCACCAGUGAUGCAGCAGCAAGCCUACGCCACGCAACAAAUGCCACAGUAUCCGCAGACGCCGAUGGAUGAUUCGCCCUCGGCUAUGGUGGCCUCUCCGUACGCCCUGCCCCACACGCUUGCCGUCCACAACUACAAGACGCUGACGGUCUGCAAGGUAUGCGACAAGAUGCUGUUCGGCAUCAUGAAGCAGGGCCUGCGCUGCCGGGACUGCAAGGUGAACGUGCACAAGAAGUGCGCCGCGCUGCUCCCCCAGAAUUGCCAUAUCGCCGACGGGUCCAUCACAGCGUUUGAGCAACUCUCAGUGAGCGAGCAACCGUCCGUCUCCCCGCAGGACGAGCCGUCCGAGGCGAACACCUCGAUCGACUCGGAUCUGAUCCCGCUCAGCCGGAUACCAGGCCAGGCGGCCGCCCGGCACGCCAACAAGCAGGCCCAUGAGGGCUGGAUGAUCCACUUUUUGCUCAACGAACCGCAGAGGAGAUUACGCCACUACUGGAUGCUGUCGAACAACGUGCUGUCGCUGUACAACGAGUACUCGGAGGGGGUCGGGGUCAACCCGACGAGGUGCUACCGGCAGAUACCGCUCUCGGAGAUACUGGCCAUUACUCCGUACAACGGCGAUCCGGUGGACCCGAGAUUUCCGCCGCACGUCUUCGAGAUGCGCACGACGUCGAACGCCGUCUACUGCGUGGGCGAGAACCUCGACUCGUACGGCGGACCCCCGACAAAAUUGCCGCGAGGGCAGGCAGCGAGGUCGAGCUCCUCGGGCCAAGUGUGGCUUGGCGUCCUGGCCCGCGCCCUUCAGCCCCCACCUUCUCGUAGCGACCCAGCAAACGCCGAGCCGGCUCUGCAAUUUACGGAAUUGUACCAGGUGCUGUCGGAGAAGACGCUUGGGGCCGGCCAAUUCGGGACCGUCUACACCGGAGUGCAUCGCCAGAGCGGCAGGGAGGUGGCCGUCAAGGUCAUCUCGAAGGAGCGCUUCUCGAAGAAGCCGAACAACGGCGCCGACACGCUGCGCUCCGAGGUGGCCAUUUUGCAGACGAUCUCCCAUCAAGGCAUCGUGCGCCUGGAAUCGAUGUUCGAGACGAAAGACAAGAUCUUCGUCGUGAUGGAGAAGAUGAACGGCGACAUGUUGGAGAUGAUCUUGUCGCAGGCCUCUGGACGACUCGACGAGCGUGUGACGCGCUUCCUCAUCCUCCAGAUCAUGUCCGCCUUACGGUAUCUCCACAAUAAGGGCAUCGCCCACUGCGACCUGAAGCCGGAAAACGUGCUCCUCUCCGAGCUCUCGUCCAACUUCCCGCAGACGAAACUCUGCGAUUUUGGAUACGCGAGAUUCAUUGGAGAAAGCCAAUUCCGGAAGACGAUCGUUGGAACACCUGCUUAUUUGCCACCGGAAGUGUUGCAGAAGAGAGGCUACAACAAAUCGCUCGAUAUGUGGUCGGUCGGCGUGAUCAUCUACGUGACGCUGUCCGGGACGUUCCCUUUCAACGAUGGCGAGGAGAUCAGCGACCAAAUCCAAAACGCCGCCUUCAUGUUCCCCCAAGAUCCCUGGGCCCAGGUCUCGCGUGAAGCCGUUGACCUCAUUCAGCGCCUACUUCGAGUUAACAUUGAGGAACGGCUCCACAUCGAGGAAUGCCUGGCACACCAAUGGCUCCAGUCCGGCGAGCUGUUCAGCGACUUGCGCGCGCUCGAGUUGAGGCUGGGCGGGGAGAGGUACCUAACCAAUGGCCAAGACGACGCCCACUACGCCCAGCUACUGCUACAGCAGCAGAGGAACGCCAUCGCCCAGCAGCCGUCCUUGCUGGAUUUG
This is a messenger RNA of Mesorhabditis spiculigera, 2208 nucleotides long. The record is from the annotation of a GenBank genome assembly. Lineage: Eukaryota; Metazoa; Nematoda; Chromadorea; Rhabditida; Rhabditidae.